This is a messenger RNA of Aaosphaeria arxii CBS 175.79, 1280 nucleotides long. RefSeq lists its product as uncharacterized. NCBI's taxonomy places the organism in Eukaryota, Fungi, Ascomycota, Dothideomycetes, Pleosporales. The record is from RefSeq and is a predicted model, not a curated record. The transcript is spliced from 5 exons. The coding region runs from base 1 to 936 and encodes 311 amino acids.
AUGGCAAGACUACCCAGCUGUCCAGGACUUACAGCUUACGUCACGGUGGAUGGAGAACCACUCGAAGAAUACGAUGUCCCCAGGAAACCAGCAGACGAAAAAUCCAUCAAGUCGAAAGAGAACAGUGUCACGAAAUAUGUCAAGGUACAGGAGGGUACUACCUUUGCGGUCCGAUACAACUUCGGCAAAGCGUUCCCGAAUAAGCGUGAUAUCGUCACCGAACUUCUGAUCGACGGCAAGUAUAUGCGUGGCAAGGUCGAAACCAAAGAAUCGUUACGCAACUCGACUUCAGUCAUAAAAAGAUUAAUUUCCAAAACAAAAGAGAAAUGGGUAUCCCAGAAAUUCCAGUUCUCUCAUCUGACAUUCCACGAGCAUGAUGGUAAGCCCAUCGAUCAAAAGCUUAAAGAGUCGCUUCAACAAGUUGGCGAGAUUAAGCUCCAUCUCUAUUACAUAGGCGGAUGCAAACCUCAUAAUGACUCCGGUGCAAGAACGAAGACGGCCUUCAAGAAGUUUGAAGAUAUUGACGAAAAGUUGGUUAAGGCAGAAGCUCUAAGUCACCAAGUACUUCUUCAAAAGCCGAAAACAAUUAGUUCUCCAACAUUCUAUGACACAUUUUCAAAGGACACAACGCCGUUUGCCACUUUUGUUUUCCUCUACCGGUCCGAGAAAUCUCUCAAGGAGCUGAUGAUCAUUGCGCGCAGUCCCAGCCCAUCCCUGAUCGAAGAUCAUGAAAUUGAGCGACUCAAUAAGAACCAAUUAAGACAUAUGGUUCGUCGGAUGCGUGAGCGUCGCAACUUUCGCCUUCCACCUCGCAUCAAGCGUGAGCGCGAAGAAGACAACGAUGACUCCGGCACAGAGCCCGAAAUGGUGCACUCGCAACCCAAAAGAAGGAAGGCGAUUCCCAAGGACGACGACGAAGUUGUCGUGCUCGACUGAUCAUCUAUUUUGGUCUGACGUCCAAACAUAUCGACUCUCGUACGUGAAUCUUUGGUUUUCUACUUCAAGGUUGACCCGUUCGCAUCCGAUGAACAGUGGCUUUCAUUGGGAAGAUGCGAAUUUUAUUCAAAUUGAGGACAUUAUCUACGUGAGUAUCUAAGAUGGAGGUAUUGGAUAUUAGUUAUUCUUUGCAUCAUAUCCGACAAUUACUCAAGGAUCGGAGGAAACGAAGGGAUAUUCAGCCAGAGUGGAAUUGCAAGACAAUGGGGGGGAAAUAUGGCACAUAUGAAAUUUACAUGCCUUGAUAUAUGACUGGCGUUCAGGAAAAGUUCAAUACAGAGUUC